CCCUUUAAUAAUAAAAAAAAUAAAAUAAUAAAAAAUCUCACCACUCUCUCUUAAACCCUAAGAAACCCUAACCCUAGAUCUCAAGGGUACAACAAUCAUGAAGAGCGCAUGGAGACUUCUCUUCAAUCGCAGCCUCCCUCGACCCUCAUCGCCGAUCUCAACUCUCCGAGCUCCCAAUCUUCAGGUGAGAUCCUCACAGCUCCCAAACCCUAGAUUCCCCCCCUCUUUCAACCCUGGUUCGCGCCAUUUCUCUUCUGAUCCUGCGUUGGAUCAGAACAGAGAUCAGAACGCAGUCCUUUUGACCGAGAUCUUCUCAAAAUCAAAUAGUUUCGAUGAGAUCAAGACUGAUUUGGAUCACGAGACGGUUCACUCGGUGCUUAGGAAUCUGGAAGAGAGCCCGGAGAAAGCAAAGAGGUUUUUCGAUUGGGUUUUGGAGAGAGAAGUGAAGGAGAAUCGAUUGAUAAGGUCGAAAUCUUUCAAUUUGAUGCUUGAAAUCUCUGUGAAGAAGGGGGAAACGAAUGAAUUCUGGGGUUUGGUUAAAAUCAUGGAGGAGAAAGGGUAUCGAAUCGAAAAAGGAGCCUACUUGAAAGUUUCAGAGAGGUUUAAGAAUGAUGGGUUGGAGGAGGAUUUGAAACGGCUCGAGGAGUUGUAUUCCAUGAAGUCACCUCAUAUUCUAGCUUCACGAAUUUAUAAAAUGUUGUUGAGAGAAAAAGAGGAGGAAAGUGAAGUGGUCCUUAAGAAAUUACAAGAUUUAGGCAUUGAUUUGUCGUCGGACUUGGUUGUUUCUGCAUUGGAUCAGCUUAGUGCUUACCCAAAUAAGGCUUUGAUGUUUUUCCAAUGGAUUGAAGAGAACCCAUCUUUUGAAAUGGAUGCCAGAGUUUCUAAUGCGAUGGCUAGGGUUUUAGGGCGUGAAGAUUGUAUCGAUAAGUUCUGGGAGAUUCUUCAAAAGAUGAAGAACUCUGGGUUUCAAAUAGAGAGGGAAACUUUGGUUAAAGUUCUCGAUAGGUUCAUCAAGCGAAGGAUGAUCUCUCAAUCUGUAGAAUUGUAUGCUUUUGCAAUGGGCAGAUCGGAAAAUCCUCAGCUACAAGAUUUCUUGUUCUUGCUUAAAAAGGUUUUGGUGUCUAAAGACUUGAACUUGAGUCUUGUAUCCAAUGUCGUUCAAGCUUAUAUUAGUGCUGCAAAUGUUAUCAGAGGAUCUACCUUUGAUGGUGUUCUGAAAUCAUUGAGGAGUGUUGGGAGACUAGGGGAGUGUGAUAAAAUAUUGAAGGCGAUGGAAGGAGGAGGAUUUGUGGCAGAUGCUAAUGUAUAUGGAAAUGUUGUUGCUGGACUCUGUGACGCGAAAAAGCUGGAUGAAGCUUUAGAAUAUGCCGAUAAUUUGGAAAAAUCGGGUAAGAAUUUGGAUUUGAACACAUGGUCAUCUUUGGUUAAAAAAAGUUCUCUCACCGGUAAUUUUGAUAAGGCGUUAGCUUGUUUGAAGAAGAUGGUAGAAAGAAAAGGCGGCGAUACCGUUGGAUGUGCUUUCGAAGUAUUGAUACAUGAACUUUGCCAGAAGAAAAGUGAUGAAUAUGCGCUGAAGGUCCUUAAAGAGAUGGUUACCAAGAGAAAUGUGAAACCUUGGCACACUACAUACAAGUUUCUGAUUGAGAGAUUAGUGAAUCAUGGAAAAGUUAAAGAAGCUUCAAGCCUUCUUGAGUUGAUGAAAAGCGAUGGAUUUCCUCCUUAUAUAGAUCCUUUUGUUGGAUACGUUUCAAGGUCAGGGAGUGCUGAUGAUGCUAUGAUAUUUCUGAAGGCGAUGAAGACUAACGAAUUCCCAUCAACAUCAGUGUUUCUUCGUGUAUUUGAAGCAUUAUUCAAGGAGGGGAGGCAUCAAAUUGCGCAUGAUUUGUUUUCUUUAUCCCCAGGUCGUGUUAAAAAUCAUGCAGAUGUCUUGGAUCUUUUCUAUUCAAUGAAGCAAGAUGAGGCUGAUACAGCUGCGGCGUUAUGAGGAAAUCUACUGAAGCAAUGGUUGGUUUUCUGUAUUUUGGAUGGCAUGAGUGUUUUGGAUGGUAUGUUUUCUAGAGACCCUCUGGGUUUAGAUGACAUAGAAUAAUAUGUACCUUGGCAACUUCCUUAUUGUUUCUUGUUUGCUGAAAGCAAAAACCCUGAACCUGUUCAUUAAUGAAAUGUCAUCUUCUUUUGUUAUUUGCUGUUAUUUAACGACCAAUCAUUCUGUCUCAA
Asparagus officinalis (garden asparagus) is the source of this 2217-nucleotide messenger RNA. RefSeq names its product pentatricopeptide repeat-containing protein At5g15980, mitochondrial-like. The record is from RefSeq and is a predicted model, not a curated record. The transcript has a single exon. Bases 98 to 1984 code for a protein of 628 amino acids. Lineage: Eukaryota; Viridiplantae; Streptophyta; Magnoliopsida; Asparagales; Asparagaceae. Gene Ontology annotation, molecular function: protein binding. Gene Ontology annotation, biological process: RNA splicing.